Molecule: messenger RNA, 2292 nt
Organism: Rhinocladiella mackenziei CBS 650.93
Lineage: Eukaryota; Fungi; Ascomycota; Eurotiomycetes; Chaetothyriales; Herpotrichiellaceae
Exons: 2
Coding region: 1-2292 (763 amino acids)
Cellular component (GO): cytosol
Molecular function (GO): mRNA binding
Source: RefSeq, a predicted model, not a curated record
AUGGCAGACAUCGAAGUGGGUGAUACGUCCUCGACCCGAGUCUACGUAUCAGGACUACCGCCGUCGAUGACAAAAGACCAGUUGCGGUCGCAUUUUGUAGGGAAGUAUCCGGUCACAGAUGUUCAUGUUGUCACCGACCGCCGCUUUGGCUUUAUUGGAUUCCCUACUCAUGAGUUUGCUAAAAGCGCCGUAAAAUAUUUCAACAAGUCCUUCAUUCGAAUGUCUCGAAUUUCCGUCACUCUCGCAAAGCCAGUCGAAGUCGAGCGCGAUCCGUUGGGCCAAGCUACACCAAUUCCACAACGUGCGUUACGGGGCCAAGACCGAAAGCAGAAAGAUCAUGAACUCCCUGCUAGAAAGAGAAAGCGAGAAAUACACGACGAUGGUGAGGCUGUUGAAAGAUUCCCGAAUGACAACGUGCAGAUGGCUAGUGAUAUCCAAAAUGUGGAUGGUAGCUCCGGUGCUGGGAAUCCAGGGGAGGAAUUGAAGUCGAUAGAGUCUCCGGCAAACAAGGAUGCGAAGCAUGAUCCUCAAAAAGUUCCUGAGUCUGACAGUGAAUGGCUCCGUGGGAAAACUAGCAGGCUGUUGGACCUAGUCGAAGACAAUGAUCGGAUUGCUCAAGCUGCUUCCAGUGACGCUGAUGCUGUUGACGUACCACUGGACAACACUCAAAACGCCCAGAUAAGUGCGGGAAAAUCCGAGCCAUCAGGAAAACCCCCAAGCCUGUCCAUACCAAACGCUCGACUUUUCAUAAGAAAUCUACCCUUUGGAUGUCGAAAAGAUGACCUCAGGGAUGCAUUUUCUUCUUUUGGAAGAAUCUCCGAGAUCCAUUUGGUCACGGACACGAAAAAAUCCGUUGGGAAAGGCCUGGGUUAUGUUCAGUUCGUGGAUCCGAAGGAUGCUGAGAGCGCUCUCUUCGCUCUAGAUGGGAAAGAUUUCCAAGGCAGACUCAUGCACAUUCUUCCUGCCUCGGAUAAAAGGGUGCAGAAGUUAAGCGAGUUCGAACUUUCAAAACUGCCGUUGAAAAAGCAGAAGGCCAUCAAGCGCAAAAUGGAUGCAUCAAAAUCGACUUUUGCAUGGAACUCCUUAUACAUGAAUCCAGACGCCGUCCUAGCGUCCGUGGCGGAUCGGUUGGGAGUUUCAAAGGCUGAUUUGCUCGAUCCCUCCUCGGCUGAUGCAGCUGUUAAGCAAGCUCACGCAGAGACAAGUGUCAUCAAAGAAACCAAAGAAUAUCUCGAAUCUAACGGCAUAAAUGUUGACGCGUUCAAGAACCACGCUCGUGACGACAGAACACUUCUACUGAAAAAUUUCUCAUUUGGCACCACUUCCGAAGAGCUGUCACACAUGCUGGGUCAGUUUGGGACGAUUCAGAGGCUUAUCUUUCCGACAACUGGCACCAUGGCCGUGGCCCAAUAUCAGGAGGCGUAUUCGGCAAACCAGGCAAUGAAACAACUAGCAUAUCGGAAUUUCAAAGGUUCUGUGUUAUAUCUUGAGCAAGCACCUCAGGGCAUCUGGGACGGACCAAAAACCGUGGCAUCGGGAGAAUCUGAUUCACAGAGAUCCACUCGGGAACAUGAGGCUGAAGAAUUCUCUGGGACCACCGCCACAAUAUUUGUCCGCAAUUUAAACUUCUCCACGACAAGCGUCAGAUUAACGGAGGCUUUCAAACCGCUAUCGGGUUUCCUUUCUGCGAGAGUGAAAACAAGAACUGAUGCCAAUCAUCCGGGGGAAGUCCUCAGCAUGGGAUUUGGCUUUGUCGAGUUUCGCACCCAAGCUCAAGCGGAAGCUGCAAUUGCAACAAUGAAUAGACGACAACUCGAUGGACACGAACUUCUGGUGCAAGCAUCUCAAAGAUCCACAGAUGUGGCGGAGGAGCGACGCAAAGAAGACGCAUCCAGAAAACUCAACGCCAAAGGAACAAAGAUCAUCAUCAAAAACUUACCGUUCGAAGCGACCAAGAAGGACGUUCGUGCGCUUUUCGGUGCUUAUGGUCAGCUCCGCACCGUUCGUUUGCCGAAAAAGUUUGACCACAGCACCCGAGGAUUUGCCUUUGCUGAAUUUGUCACGCCAAAAGAGGCCGAAAAUGCGCUCGAAGCUCUUUCAAACACUCAUUUGCUGGGCCGGAAGCUCGUUCUUGAUUUUGCAGAGAGCGAAAUCGUCGAUCCGGAGGAAGAGAUCCAAGCUUUAGAGAGGAAGAUCCAGGGUCAUCAAGAGAUGUUGACUCAGCACAGAAUGACAGGAUCGGCCCGGAAGAAAUUCAACGUUGAUGCACGAGACGAUGCCGAACCUUUUUGA